Molecule: messenger RNA, 537 nt
Organism: Kluyveromyces marxianus DMKU3-1042
Lineage: Eukaryota; Fungi; Ascomycota; Saccharomycetes; Saccharomycetales; Saccharomycetaceae
Gene: IMP2
Product: endopeptidase catalytic subunit
Exons: 1
Coding region: 1-537 (178 amino acids)
Biological process (GO): mitochondrial respiratory chain complex assembly
Cellular component (GO): membrane; mitochondrial inner membrane peptidase complex
Molecular function (GO): serine-type endopeptidase activity
Source: RefSeq, a predicted model, not a curated record
AUGCUCAAUUAUGGCCGGUACGCCCUUCGAUCGGCCUUCAUCACCAUCACAUGGAUUCCCGUAGCAUUGACAUUCUCCGAACAUGUAUGCUACGUCGCCAAAGUAGAAGGCGCAUCCAUGCGCCCCACGUUAAACCCAAGCGACCCAGUCAGAAAUGAAUCAGACUGGGUCCUACUAUGGAAGUUCAACCUCAAACAGGCAAAGAACUGGAAAGAAAAUGACGUUGUCCUAUUUAAAUCACCAAUGGACCCGAAAAAGGUCUACUGCAAGCGUGUCAAGGGUAUGCAGUUCGACCAGGUCCGAACCAGAUCCCCGUACCCAAAGGAAACUUGCCUGGUGCCCAGAAACCAUCUUUGGGUCGAAGGUGACAAUGUGUACCAUUCCGUAGAUUCGAAUAACUUUGGCCCAAUCAGUACCGGACUAGUGUUGGGCAAAGCAGUUUGCAUCGUAUGGCCUCCUUCUAGAUGGAGCAACGAUUUGAACAUGAGUAACGGACGGGGCGAUAUCAAAGUCUUCCCAGUGGACCCACAGGACUGA